CUCAUUUUUUUAAUUUGAAAAAAAUAAAAAACCGAAAACACCGCCGUUCUUGGCCACCCGCCACCUGCCGCCUCCUCCUGCCGCCCCGUCCCCAUCAGCUCCACCUCCUUCCUCGCCUUGAAAACCCAGAUCACACACAUUCUUCAUUCCUCCCAAUCAAUUCGUCGCAUUUUUUUAUUAUAUAAUUUUAUAUAAUAGAAAAAUGAGCACGUAAAGUCUCUAUUUUCACAAUGAGAAUCCGUUUGGGACCGGGGCAUGAUUCAGUAGGUGAGAGGGACUUGGAGAAGGGGCUGGUGCAGCCCUCAACCCCAGGAGCUCUGUCGGAGCCGCCGUCGUCACCGCACCCGUCGAGGCCCGCCCUGGUGUUCUCGAAUUCCAGCAAGGCCCUGCUGGUUUCAAAUUCUGGCAAGGCAUUGCUGGUUUCGAAUUCCAGCAAGUCUCUGGUUGCGUCUAAUUCCGGGAAGCGCAUUGAUCAGUUGGGGAGGAAGAAGUAUGUGAAGCAGGUGACUGGCCGCCACAAUGACACAGAGCUCCACCUGGCUGCGCGCCGCGGGGACUUGGCAGCGGUGCAUCAGUUUCUGGGGGAGAUUGAUGCCCAGAUGGUGGGAUCCGAGUUUGAUGAAGAGGUGGAGGAGAUGAGGUCUGCUAUUGUGAAUGAGGUGAAUGAGUUGGGAGAGACGGCACUUUUCAUAGCAGCGGAGCAGGGCCAUCUUGCUAUAGUGGAGGAGCUUCUGCCUUACAUGACGGAGAAGGGUAUUUUGUUGAAGAAUCAAAUUGGGUUUGAUGCAUUGCAUAUUGCUGCAAAUAAAGGGCACCAAGCCGUUGUCCAGGUGCUCUUAGACCAUGACCCGGGGCUUAGCAAAACAGUGGGCCAGGCAAAUGCUACCCCUCUUGUGUCUGCUGCUACAAGAGGGCAUACAGCCGUCGUUAAAGAAUUACUAUCCAAAGAUUCUACUUUGCUGGAAGUAGCGAAAUCCAAUGGGAAGAAUGCGUUGCAUCUUGCUGCGCGACAGGGGCAUGUGGAAAUUGUGAAAACUUUGCUUGGCAGGGAUCCACAACUAGCAAGAAGAAUUGAUAAGAAAGGACAAACUGCUCUGCAUAUGGCCGUAAAAGGUCAUAGCAGUGAAGUUGUGAGGUUGAUUGUCAAUGCGGAUCCAGCUAUUGUCAUGCUUCCAGACAAGUUCGGCAAUUCAGCAUUGCAUGUGGCCACCAGGAAAAAGCGAGUAGAUAUAGUCAAUGUGCUGUUGCUCGUUCGUGAUACAAAUGUGAAUGCUCUAACAAGAGACCAGAAAACACCCCUUGAUAUAGCCGAAGGACUUCCAUACUCUGAAGAAAUCACAACAAUUAAGGAAACCUUGACUCAAUAUGGUGCUUUCCGAGCAAAUGAACUUAACCAGCCACGGGAUGAGCUUAGAAACACCGUGACAGAGAUACAAAAAAAUGUCCAUAAUCAGCUUGAACAAGCCCGCAAAACCAACCAGAGUGUUACUGGAAUUGCCAAGGAGCUCCGCAAGCUACAGAGGGAAGGAAUCAAUAAUGCCACUAACUCAGUCACAGUGGUUGCUUCACUCUUUGCAACAGUAGCUUUUGCAGCUCUAUUUACACUUCCUGGCGGUGAUUUUGACACCGGGGCAGCUGUUGUGUCAAUCCGAGUAUCAUUUAAAAUUUUCAUCCUUUCCAAUGCCGUUUCACUCUUCUCAUCAUUGGCUGUUGUUUUGGUACAAAUCACCCUCGUCAGGGGGGAGACAAAGACGGAGAGGAGGGUUGUGGAAGUGAUCAAUAAGUUGAUGUGGCUAGCCUCUGUCUGCACUACAGUAGCAUUUAUAUCUUCAUCGUAUAUAGUGGUUGGGCGGCAUAAUUUGUGGGCUGCAAUCCUUGUCACAGUUAUAGGGGGACUUACAAUUGGGGGAGUUAUUGGUACCAUGACAUAUUACGUGGUGAAGACCAAAAGGCUUCGCAGACUGAGGAAGAGAGAGAAGAUGUUGAGGAGGAAUGGAACUAACCAUUCCAUGCGUCACUCAGAGUCUGAUUCAGAAGUGAACCGUAUUUAUGCCCUGUGAUCAUACUGUGGUUUGGAACUAGCCUCUGGUUCUAUGUCUGCCUCUAACACGGGGAGGAGAAAAUCAUACAGGAUACUUGGUUCGCAAGAGGUUCUCCGCUAUAGAUACAAAAUUCAGGGACCUUGUAACAGCAUCAGUGUGUGGAGUGUGGACUCGUUUGAAAAUGAUUUUCCAGGCGUCUCAAGGAUUGCAAAAUUUUUCAGCAAAACCGUUGACGCCCUUAAAUCGUCAAAGGCAGCGAGGGAUUAAAAUGAUAUGGCGUAUACGUGGUACUGGUCUGAUUUGUAACUUGUAUAGUUGGAUUAGUCACAAAUAAUCAAUUUUCCACAGUUGGAAACCUGUGAGUUGUUUGGUUGAACACGCGAAAGCGCGAAUGGCCUUGAGACAUGUUCUUUGCAUAGCCUUGUUCACUUUGUAUUUUUACUUUCUCCAGGAGCUUGACCCUAUUGAAAAGCUUGUACAUUUUCGAAAA
Molecule: messenger RNA, 2532 nt
Organism: Malus domestica (apple)
Lineage: Eukaryota; Viridiplantae; Streptophyta; Magnoliopsida; Rosales; Rosaceae
Product: ankyrin repeat-containing protein ITN1-like
Cellular component (GO): plasma membrane
Molecular function (GO): protein binding
Source: RefSeq, a predicted model, not a curated record